Molecule: messenger RNA, 2305 nt
Organism: Fragaria vesca subsp. vesca
Lineage: Eukaryota; Viridiplantae; Streptophyta; Magnoliopsida; Rosales; Rosaceae
Product: probable sulfate transporter 4.2-like
Exons: 17
Coding region: 7-2055 (682 amino acids)
Biological process (GO): transmembrane transport
Cellular component (GO): membrane
Molecular function (GO): secondary active sulfate transmembrane transporter activity
Source: RefSeq, a predicted model, not a curated record
UCCUCCAUGCCGACGACGACCAGACCCGUCCGGAUUAUCCCCUUGCAGCACCCGGAAACGACGUCGUCGUCGUCGUCGUCAAAUGCGUCGCCGUGGGCCGCGCUGGAGAGGUGGAAAUCGAAGGUCGUCAGCAUGACGUGGAUUGAGUGGCUGGAGCUGUUCCUGCCUUGCUUCCGGUGGAUUCGGACAUACAAAUGGCGCGAGUAUCUCCAGGUCGAUCUCAUGGCCGGAAUCACCGUCGGAGUCAUGCUCGUUCCUCAGGCAAUGUCGUAUGCAAAAUUGGCUGGGCUUGAACCUAUAUACGGACUUUACUCUGGUUUUGUACCUUUGUUUGUGUAUGCUAUAUUUGGCUCGUCUCGUCAGCUAGCUGUUGGCCCAGUAGCAUUGGUUUCACUCCUGGUUUCCAAUGUUUUAAGUGGCAUUGUUGAUUCUACUGAUGCGCUGUACACUGAACUGGCAAUAUUAUUGGCACUCAUGGUUGGGAUCAUGGAAUGCAUACUGGGGCUUUUAAGGCUUGGAUGGAUUAUUCGCUUCAUCAGCCACUCAGUCAUUUCUGGCUUUACGACUGCUUCAGCCAUUGUGAUUGCUUUAUCUCAAGCAAAAUACUUCUUGGGAUAUGAUGUUGAACGAAGUAGCAAGAUUGUGCCGCUGAUUGUGAGCAUUAUAUCGGGAGCUGAUGCGUUUUCAUGGCCCCCCUUUGUAAUGGGAUCCGUCAUUCUUGCGAUACUGCUGACCAUGAAGCACUUGGGAAAGACAAGGAAAUACUUGCGUUUCCUGAGAGCAGCAGGUCCCCUCACUGCAGUCCUUUCUGGCACCAUUUUUGUCAAAAUAUUCAAUCCAUCUUCCAUAUCCUUGGUAGGAGACAUACCACAGGGCCUUCCAUCAUUUUCUAUCCCUAAAGCUUUUGGAUAUGCUACCUCUUUGAUUCCAACUGCGCUUCUCAUCACUGGAGUAGCUAUUUUGGAAUCUGUGGGAAUUGCAAAAGCUUUAGCAGCGAAGAAUGGGUAUGAGUUGGAUUCAAAUCAAGAGUUGUUCGGUCUUGGGGUGGCAAAUAUUUUUGGUUCAUUUUUUUCUGCAUACCCUACAACAGGUUCCUUCUCUAGAUCAGCUGUGAAUCAUGAAAGUGGAGCAAAAACUGGCUUAUCUGGAAUUGUUAUGGGAUUUAUAAUGGGGUGUGCCCUCCUAUUUAUGACAGAAUUGUUUGAAUCUAUACCCCAGUGUGCUCUAGCUGCCAUUGUCAUUUCUGCUGUAAUAGGUUUGGUGGACUAUGAUGAGGCUAUAUUUUUAUGGCGAGUGGACAAGAAAGAUUUUCUUCUUUGGACCAUCACUAGCACCACAACAUUGUUCCUUGGCAUUGAGAUUGGCGUCCUUGUCGGAGUUGGUUUUGCACUUGCAUUUGUUAUCUAUGAAUCAGCGAACCCCCAUAUUGCUGUCUUGGGGCGUCUCCCAGGUACCACUGUUUAUAGAAAUACACAACAAUAUCCAGAAGCAUAUACAUACAAUGGAAUUGUGAUUGUUCGGAUUGAUGCACCUAUUUACUUUGCGAACAUAAGUUAUAUAAAAGACAGACUACGUGAAUAUGAAGUUGAGGUUGAUAAAUCUACUAGUCGUGGACCAGAAGUUGAAAGAAUUUAUUUUGUGAUCUUAGAGAUGGCACCUGUAACAUAUAUAGAUUCAAGUGGUGUCCAAGCUCUAAAAGAGUUGCAUCAGGAGUACAAAUUGCGGGACAUCCAGAUUGCCAUUUCAAAUCUCAAUCGAGAAACUCUGAUGACCUUAUCAAGAGCAGGUGUAGUAGAGCUGAUUGGUAAGGAGUGGUACUUUGUAAGAGUGCACGAUGCUGUUCAGGUUUGUCUUCAGCAUGUUCAGAGCUUAAAAGAGACUCCUAAGAUAGGUAACCCUUUAACCGAAGAGAGACAGAGUUCCUUCCAGAGAUAUCUUAGACAAAGGGCAGAGGAUUCAUCACUGUCCGAGCUGGAGUCUGGGAAUCAGACAUCUUUAGUUACGAAGGAAAGUGACCCUCAGUUGGAACCCCUUUUGUCUCGAAAAUCUUCUUGAGAUAUUCAUAAAUUCAUGAAGAAUUUCCCCUACAUUUUUUCUGGCCAGGUUCCCCGUUUUUUAGGUUCAUGGUUGAUUCUUUCCAUGUAAUUAGGCUCCCUGUUGUGAAAUGUAAAGCAUAUAGCAGCAACAGGUCUAUUGUUAAGAAAAUAUAAACAACAAAUAUGGGCAAUGUACUAGUUAGUGUGAUGAAUCAACUUAAGUUCACAGUAUCUUAAUUAUCUAUUCAAUCGAGUUUCCUACACAUCCA